Gordionus sp. m RMFG-2023 is the source of this 1765-nucleotide messenger RNA. RefSeq names its product pyridoxal phosphate homeostasis protein-like. Gene Ontology annotation, cellular component: intracellular anatomical structure. Bases 48 to 821 code for a protein of 257 amino acids. The transcript is spliced from 8 exons. NCBI's taxonomy places the organism in Eukaryota, Metazoa, Nematomorpha, Gordioida, Chordodea, Parachordodidae. Gene Ontology annotation, molecular function: pyridoxal phosphate binding. The record is from RefSeq and is a predicted model, not a curated record.
UUUUCUUUUUUUAUUUUCAAAUUACAUUUAAUCUUUAACAUCUAGAAAUGAGUGAAAUAUCUGUCAAACUUAAGGAAGUAUUAUUCCGAUUCCAUUCCGCUGUAAAAAGUUCCAAAAUUUUGCAUGGACCUAUACCUAAAAUGAUUGCAGCAAGCAAAACAAAACCUGUUGAGGAUAUAAUUGAGGCAUAUAAAUGUGGCCAGAGAGAUUUCGGGGAGAACUAUAUUAAAGAACUUUUGGAAAAAGCAUUCAAUCAAACAAUAUUGAAUGACUGCAAAGAAAUUAAAUGGCAUUUUAUAGGCCAUCUUCAGAAAAAUAAAGUCAACAAAUUAAUUAGUGUCCCAAAUUUAUAUAUGAUACAAACAAUUCAUUCACAAGCUUUAGCAAGUCAAGUCAAUAAUGCUCUCUCAAAGCUUAGUACAAAAAUGUCAGGGGAUAAUAAAUUAAAGAUUUUAAUUCAAGUUAAUACAAGUGGUGAACAAGAAAAGAAUGGGCUAGAUCCAGACAAAGUAUCUCCAUUAGUUAAGUUUAUCAUGGCGGAAUGUUUAAAUUUACAAUUUAAAGGUCUAAUGACAAUUGGUAUGCUAGAUGCAAGCCAGCAUGGACAUACUAUCGAUAAUCCAAAUCCUGAUUUUCUGACUCUGAUCAAAUGUAGGGAAGAUGUCAGUCGUGAAUGCGGUCUAAAAAUAGAAGAUAUGGAACUGAGUAUGGGAAUGUCUCAGGAUUUUGAACACGCAAUUGAAAUGGGAGCAACCUAUGUCAGAAUCGGCACGAUCAUCUUUGGAGAAAGGAAUUAUUCACUCAUGGUAAACGAAUCAUAAUUAACAAAAUAAAAAUGUAAACGUCUCUCAUAUUUUUAUUAUUAUUUUUUUAAACGUUGUGAUAAUACAAUUAUUAGUCAAUUAUACAUAUAUAUAUAAAUAAUAUUUAUAUUGAUAUAUAGAAAGAAAUUUUUUACAAUGUUUAUUCUUUAACCCUCAACCUAUUUUUUUUAAACCCCCACCUCACCGCAAGAGAUAUGGAAACAUCGCUCUUACCCCCCUCUCCCUUUCAUGUAAGAGGUAAAGACCGACACUGAGUAAUUGUAAAUUUUCUUUAUAACCAAAAAAAAUUUUUUUAACGAAUUUUGUACCUAUUUUAUUUUGUAAUAUUUAGUUAAAUGCACGAAUUUUAAUUAAUACAUAAUUAAAUCAAUUUAAAUAGCCCAAUGAUUAAUAAAAUAUUGUACAUAUUAUCAUUCUUCUGUCUCUAAAAAGUCCCAGAAAAGUAGAAAAAAAAGAGACUUUUUAAAAGCUAGUGGUGUUGAACGGCUCGAUUUGGACCGAUUCUUAAAAACGGUUAACUCAAUAUUUUACCCAGAAAAAAUAUCGCGGAUGCCUGGAGAUUUUGCUCUCAUAGACGGCACAAAGGUCUAGAUAUCUAUUAUCGAAAUCAUAUUGAGAUAGCCGAUUUAAAAAAUCGGCUCAAAACGAACUGUUUAACAACACUAUUCAAAACCCUCCUUGAAAACCUAUUCCUAACUUCGACUUGGAUUUCAUUAUAGCCUUUCAGCGCCGCAGAUUUCUAAAUUAUUUAUUAGUUUGUUUUUUUUAAAGUAAUUUUGAGAAUUAAUAUCAUUAUCCAAAAUCCCAAUUUUUUUGUUCGUUUGUAAACAAUAUAAAUUCAUUCCGCCAUUUUUUAAAUUUGUAUUUUUAAUGACCUUUGAAAAAAAAUAAAUUGUGUAAUUUUUUAUAUAUUUUUUUUUCAAAAAUUAUAAUAAUUUUGU